Messenger RNA from Anguilla anguilla (European eel), 1670 nucleotides. Its product is annotated as hydroxycarboxylic acid receptor 2-like. Gene Ontology annotation, cellular component: membrane. Bases 290 to 1258 code for a protein of 322 amino acids. The transcript has 2 exons. Gene Ontology annotation, biological process: G protein-coupled receptor signaling pathway. Gene Ontology annotation, molecular function: G protein-coupled receptor activity. The record is from RefSeq and is a predicted model, not a curated record. Lineage: Eukaryota; Metazoa; Chordata; Actinopteri; Anguilliformes; Anguillidae.
UUUAUCUAUAAAAUCAGGAAGUUUUGACUGCGUAUAGGAAGGAUGUUUGUUUGCAGUGCUGUCAAUUUCACAAGGUUCCUUCACAAGGUCUCAGCUUCAGGCCAUUCUUCCACAGACCAAAAGCCUCAGCUGCAGUUUCUGUUGUGGCUAUCACUAAAGACUGUCUCUCCAACAGCGGCAAAGUAAAAAGAGGAAGAAGAGAUUUCUACAUCUUAGACUCGAGGGUGUGUUCGACACUUGAGUUUUCUGAAAUAGUAGCCUGUGGCACAUCAGCUGACCCAGUUCCAUAAUGGACAACUCGUCCCUGCACUGCCCGUCGGUCCACAACCUGACAGUUGAAGUGCUGCCCCCUGUCCUCAUUCUGGAGUUUAUACUGGGGCUGCCUGGUAAUCUGGUGGCCCUGUGGAUCUUCAGCUGCCGAAUGCAGAGGUGCACGUCCAACACCAUGUACCUGCUGAACCUGCUGAUUGCGGACUUCCUCCUGCUGGUCAGCUUACCCUUCCGCAUCGACAGCCUGAUGCGCGGUGAGAACUGGGUGUUCGGUGACGCCUGGUGCCGCAUAAACCUUUUCAUGCUGGCGGUCAACCGUUCGGCCAGCAUCGGAUUCAUGACCAUCGUGGCUGUCGACCGUUACUUCAAGGUGGUCCACCCGCACCACCGGGUGAAUCGGAUCACAACAGUGCAGGCGGGAAUUCUCUGUGGCAUGACGUGGGCGGUGGUGUUGGCUUUGCGGCUCCCCCUGCUGGCCGAACCCCUGUUGCAGCUAUCACGGGACAACGUCUCCCUGUGUCGCAGCUUCAACUCGUACAGCGAUCCACCUCCAAUCAUCAAGCUGCACAACGCAGUCUACGUACUAGAGUUCUUCCUGCCGUUCCUGCUCCUGAUCUUCUGCUCCGUGCGGAUCAUUUACAUCCUGCGUCAUCGCCAGCUGGACAAGAAGCAGCAGGUGAAGCGGGCCAUCCAGGUGGUGCUGCUCAUCGUGGCCGUCUUCACCAUCUGCUUCCUGCCGGGAAUCGCCACUGGCAUCACCGCCCUUUUCAUCAAGAAACUUCGCCCUCAUGACUGUGCCUCCUACCAGAUGGCUUCCCAGCUCUUCAGCUUUUCGAUAGGGUUCACCUACCUGAACAGCACCCUGGACCCGAUCAUCUACUGCUUAUCUAGCAGCACGUUUCGGAACACUCUCAAGAGGUCCUUCAAUGCAAUGGGCAUCUUCCACAUGCAGCUGAGUCGAAGGGGUAGUGAGGUCAGUGACCAGUGAAAGGAGACCAGGGCGCGGAACGUCACCUUCUAUUAACUUUACAUCCUCAUGCUGAACAAAUCUGCUAUAAAUAUACUGUACUUUUUCCCACUUUCAUAUGCAAUAGUGUUUUCAUAAUGGUAAUCUCUUUCAUUCAGGAAGUGUGCAGUAUGUCAAAGGUCAAAGUUCAACAGUAGUUUGGGAGAAGAAAUCCUGAGAGCAUAUGUCUGUUUCUCCUUUUAAAAAUCAGGCAUGAACUGUGAUUCUUUUGUUGAGCUGUUAAAUUUGUAAAUUAGAUAUCACAGCAUGUUUUUAAGGAAUAGAUAUAGGUCAUUGUUUCUAUUGGCCAUGUGACAAAUUAGGCAAUCAAUGAAUUAACUGUACUGAUGUAUGUAUGUAUGUACAUGUACCAAUAAAUGACAUGUGGUUCAUA